UUCUGUCCGACGCCGGGGCGCCGCCGGCCGCUCUGUCCCGGUUCCCUGGGAGACGCGCUCGGUGCGGGGCUUGGCCCAUUGGUGGCGCAAGCGGCGGGAGAUGCAUCCCAUCGUCCAUCUCGGCCUCUUCCUCUUCUGUGUCACCAAAGGAGUUUGGUGCUUGGACUGCUUCAAGUGCUCCUCCCGGAACCACAGCGACUUGGCCUGCGAGGAUCCUUUCCAUAAUAACUACUCGGCAGCGAUGCUCGAGUCGCCCUGUAUGGCGUCGCGAAAGAAUCGCAAUGGACUCUUUCCAGCCACCGCCUGCAUCAAGCUCAACGGUGUCUACGAGGAAACGGGGGAGACCAUGGUGAUCCGCAGCUGUGCUCUCGACAGCGGAACCCUGACCGUGGACACCGAGAUUGUGAGGAUGAGCCAUUGCGGCGGUUUCUACUUCGAUGACCACUACGUUAGAGGCUGCCUACAGAGCUGCUUCGAGGACGCGUGCAACGCCGCCGUCGACAGAACGACGCGUACCACGACCGUCUUCUGUCUGUUCUGGACUCUUCUGACCACCUUCGGGGUAGCUGCCAUCUUGGGUCCGCGGUGUCUUUAGUGAAUGGCGCUUUAGCGAGUGAAGCUUCGGUCGUCAUGCGCUUACGCGUGCCUCACAUAGGCAGUGAGGCUGUCGCAUGGUUCGGUGCUUUGGCGCACGCAUAUUUCCGUGGUGAAACUCGGGCUUUAUCGGACUAAAGGGACAGCUGACAAUGUUAUUCGGCGUGAAUAACAUUGCUCGUUUCGCACGCAGAUUCAGUACCCAAGAAC
Messenger RNA from Ixodes scapularis (black-legged tick), 804 nucleotides. RefSeq lists its product as uncharacterized. The coding region runs from base 101 to 595 and encodes 164 amino acids. Gene Ontology annotation, biological process: positive regulation of voltage-gated potassium channel activity; regulation of synaptic transmission, cholinergic; sleep. The transcript is spliced from 4 exons. The record is from RefSeq and is a predicted model, not a curated record. NCBI's taxonomy places the organism in Eukaryota, Metazoa, Arthropoda, Arachnida, Ixodida, Ixodidae.